This is a messenger RNA of Klebsormidium nitens, 2321 nucleotides long. NCBI's taxonomy places the organism in Eukaryota, Viridiplantae, Streptophyta, Klebsormidiophyceae, Klebsormidiales, Klebsormidiaceae. The record is from the annotation of a GenBank genome assembly.
UAUUAGUACAGGCCUAGAGCAACUCACUUUCAACUCCAUGCAGGUUUUCAGGUGUGUGGUGUGUGUGGGUUUCUGGGCGCUGCAUUCAAAUGGCGUCAGGAGAGUUUCUGAGCCUUGAUGAAAGGUGGCACACUCGCUGAAUUGUAGAAAACUUUCACAGCACCCACUGACAAAGGGCAUCACGUCAUUUUCUGGCCACCAUAGGGCCACCAUUAUCAUUUACAAAGAAAUUGCAGCCCCACCGAAAUCAUGGAAGCUGCAUUUGGCACACACAGAUGCUUCCUGUUCCCGAGUGCAAGUGUUUCGCAACAACUUCUUGGUGGUCCCGACCCCUUUCUGCAGCGCACCACCCUAGCAUCGAGCGUGCACUUUCCAUUAGGGUUCGGCACCAGGAACAUCCGUGAGAGCAAGUCAAGAGCGGAAUCCGCAGUGCGGUGCCAAUGCCGAGUAGGAGAGGGUUUGGCGAAGUUGAGUGAAAAUAGCGCGCAACGGCAUUGCGCUCAAGAGUUUCCACGUCUUUCUGAUGGUGAAGUGAGGUUGGGUUCUUGUUCGGAGUCCAGUGGUGGGGCAGAUGAGCAGCUUGAACGGUCCGAGCGGCUUGAAAGUUUUGAAACCACCGCCGCUCUCAUAGCGCCUGAAAGUCCUCUUGAGGAGGAGCUUGCUGAAACCAGUUUUCACAGUAGCGCUACGUCCUCACACCACUUAGGACAUCAAACCGCAAACUCUCAUCUAGACUCCAAAACCCAAAACCCUUCUUCGGACCUUAGAGAAGCAACCGCCGCCGAUGACGCAACAUCAGACUCUCCAAUCAGCCUUGAUGAAGUGUCCGUGGCACAGAAUGAGGCGUUCGAUCGGCGACCCUCAAAGCCGGUUGUGUAUAUAGUGGACAUAAUGCCAAUUUGUUAUCGAGGGCGGGGGCGAGGCAAGCUGGACCCCAGAGCAUGCCUGGAGUGGAUGGAGGCGCUGAUUGGCAUCUCAGGGGACUCGCCAAUCAUUGGGGUUUUGGACGGGGACAACGGCAAUGCGUGGCGCCGCGAACUCUACCCCGACUACAAAUCGGGUCGAAAGCUGUACCACCCAUGGCCGACAAUCGGCCACCGGCGGAACCGUCACCGCGUGCACAUUGACCCGUUUGAGAACAUGCCCAUGCUGGAACCCCUUUUCAGGCUUCUGAACAUACCGAUUGUCAAAGUACCCCACGCGGAGGCGGAUGACGUCAUUGCGACGCUGGCCCAGCAGGCCGUCGACAUGGGGCAUCGAGUGAACAUUGUCUCUCCGGACACUGACCUGCGGCAGUUGCUGAACGAGCGCAUCUCCAUCUGGGCGCCCCGCGCGGAGCUGAUGCGUGAAUUCAACUUCUUUGACGGGCGCAAGUUCGAAGAGCGGGUCGGGUACCCCCCCGAGAAGUUCGUCCUACUUCGCUGCCUUUUGGGCGACCAAUCGGACGCCAUCCGGGGCCUGCCGUUCUACGUCCCCGAAUUUGGACGCAACUCCGCGAUCAAGCUCAUCGAAAAGUUCGGGUCCGUCGCGGAACUUUUGGAGGCGGCGCGGAUGCGGACGAUCGGACGGCCGUACAUGCAGGACGCGGUCCUGGAGUACAGUCAGGUGCUGGAGCUGAACGAGCGGCUGAUCACGCUCAGACGGGACGUGGAGGGCGUAACGCUCGACCCCUCCUGGCUGCAACGCCGGGACCGGUCAACGGAACGGGACGCGUACAACGCGUGCAAGUACGGGGUGCGAGUGAUGAAGCGCGAGGGUCGGACGGUGCUUGUGCGUCCGAGCCCCGACGCGGACCGGAAGCUGUCCGGCGUGCCGAUCCCGCCCAAGAAGCCGCGGCCGCCCAAGGACCGCGCGCCGAGGUGGCCGCCGGGCUUCCAAGACUACAAGGGCCUCCUGCAAACCGCGUGCGUGCGCGCCAGGUGUCCAAUUCCGGAGUACUCGCUGGAAACGGAGGGGCUGGUCCACGAGCCGCUGCACAGCGCGACGGUUUCGGUGGGCGGUUUGGCGGUGAAAGGGCCGUACGAGAAGCUGAAGAAGAGCGCAGAGCACGGCGCUGCGCGGGCCGCGUGGGAGGCGCUCCUGCGGGAUCAGAAUGGCACGGAAGACUGGACUCUGGAACAGAAAGGGGAAGCCGUGCAGCGGGCUCUGCACGAGAGGGUACAUGGGGGUACAAUACUCGGGCUUCUCGAGGGCCAGCUACAAACACAUUGAGUUGCACACCGGAUAUCCUUCUCUUGCUUGUGUACGGUAUAGUGAUAUGGCAUGUGCUGACUGUUCCAUCAAAUGGUAUGCAACAUGUUGCUUAGCAUUGCACAUACACC